This is a messenger RNA of Durusdinium trenchii, 1807 nucleotides long. The record is from the annotation of a GenBank genome assembly. NCBI's taxonomy places the organism in Eukaryota, Dinophyceae, Suessiales, Symbiodiniaceae.
AGCAGCUUCGUCAUCAGUCCAAGAUGUUUCCUUUAGCUGAGAUGGCGUCGAUUCCGUGUCAGCAGAGCGCCAGCAGUCGCAGUCGCGCAUCGCCGCUGGACCGCGGCACCCUGCGUGGAUGCCGCGCGCUGUGCACGCGACUCCACGUGGACGGCGCGAGUCCGGCUUCGCGCGGUUGGCGCUCGGCCUCGUUCGCCUUUGCCGUGGCGCUGUCCGUCCGGAGGAGGUGGGGUGCCACACGGCAGCUGCACGCGACGAGGCGGCAAGCAGAGCCUUUGGCCCCAGAGUCUUUGCUGGAGCCUGCGGCUCCCUGGGUGUUGGUCGAGGCUCCUCCUGGAAGUGAGCAGAGAUAUUACUACUGGAACCAGGAGACGAAUGAAACCCGCUGGGACCUGCCAGAAGAGGCGGUAGCAGCGGCAGCGGGAGUUGUGGAGGAUCUGCAGAGCGGUGCGCCUGAAGCAGGUGCAUGGCGCGAAGCGGUGUCGGACAGCGGAGACGUGUACUAUUACAAUGAGGUGACCAUGGAAACCUCCUGGACCUUACCCGGGCAAGAGGAGGAAUUGGACAAGCUGGAUGCGGACGACGUGGACGACGCGGAAGAUCCGGACGACACGGACGAUGCGGACGGCGCAGAGGAUGUGGACGACCAGGCAGUUUCUGCUCACAAACUUGACGAGAUUGAAGAGGCCGAGGUCUCCGAGCCUUUUGACAAGGCCCCCAAGGAGGAGGUGGCCCCGAUGCUGGCCCCAACCGCCGGACUCGCGACCGCGGAGCCGGCAAGUGUUGCCAGUUCCUAUGCGGAGCUGAAGGUGAGUGAGCUCAAGGAUCUCUUGAAACAGAGGGGCCUCACAGUCAGCGGCCGCAAGGACGAGUUACUUGCGCGGCUGGAGGAGAGCGAGGCAACGGCUGAACCGCCAAAGGCCGCACCAAUUGCAAAGGCCGCGCCAAAGAAGGAACCCUCGGAUGACGUGGAAGAGGGGCGGUCCGCCAGCGCGGCUGGAGCCUCCUAUGCUGGCCUGAAGGCAAGCGAGCUGCGAGAUCUUUUGAGGUCCAAAGGCCUCAAAACCGUUGGCAAGAAGGAGGAGCUGAUCGCGCGCCUGGAGGAGAACCAGGUUUCCCUUGAUGACUUCUUCGAGCUGGAAGAUGCACCAAGGGAGGCAACCCUGACAUCCGAGAGUGGUGCGGCUGCUGCUUUUUUGGAGAAGGAGUUGAAUUUGGCGUCGGGCACCGUCAAGCUGCCGAAGGAGGCUUCAGCAAGCUUGGCGAGAGAAAGCCUCGGCUUUCUACUGGAAGAAUUGAUGCCAUGCAAAGAAUUCUGGGCGCAGAGCGCCGCGCGGUCGCCGGAGAUCUUUCAGGCUUCGAAGGAGGACUUGCGAGAGACCUUGGAGUGGCUGGAAGAGUUUCUGUGGAGCCAGGACUGGUCCGUGGGCUUCGGACGCCACGCCCUGGCCGAGCGGAUCGCUCAUCGGCCCUACUUGCUGCUGCAGGGGGUAGAUGGUUUGCGAGAGACUUUGGCCUGGUUGGAGGAGCGAGGCCUUGAUGACGAAGUGGUGAGGUCCUAUGUGGCGGGCCCCACGGCGGUGCCCUUUCCCUGUGAGCCAUAUCCUUGGAUCGAGCUCCUGCAGUUGGGCAGACCACGCUUAGAAGCUGCUGAAGCCUGGUUGCAGAGCCACCUCUCCUGGACACCCGAGAAGGUGACCCCGACAUGAAGGUGCUACCAACCUACGACGAACCAUGCGACCUCCUUGGACCCGUGGAUCCUCCCUGCAUGUUCGGACUCAGCAGUCUCCAAGGCUUUGUGUCAGGA